CUUUUGCGGGAAAAAGACGACGAAUUGUCCAUCGUGAAUCGCAGUUGUCGCGCGGUGGUCGCCCAUGUGUUGUUUUUUUUUUCGGGUUUGUGUGUCCCGCAGUCCCAUCGAGUCGUGUCAGAACUUCUACGAGGACGUCACGCUGCAGAUCGACAUGGCCUUCAACAUUUUCUUUCUCCUCUACUUUGGCCUCCGAUUCAUCGCGGCCAAUGACAAGUUGUGGUUCUGGCUGGAGGUCAACUCGGUGGUGGACUUCUUCACGGUGCCGCCCGUCUUCGUGUCCGUCUACCUGAACCGGAGCUGGCUCGGUAAGCUUGACUACACACCGCCACCGCUUCUCAAACUCUGGGGGUCCAGUGACACCUUCGCCUUGUAAUGGCAGCGAAACAUUACGUCCAUAUGGACCUUAAAUGAAAAUGUUGCCUACGGAGAAACUUGUAAUGUUCCCAUAACACAUUUUUUAGAGGGGGGGAUA
This is a messenger RNA of Hippocampus comes (tiger tail seahorse), 475 nucleotides long. Its product is annotated as calcium-activated potassium channel subunit alpha-1-like. Gene Ontology annotation, molecular function: large conductance calcium-activated potassium channel activity. The transcript has 2 exons. NCBI's taxonomy places the organism in Eukaryota, Metazoa, Chordata, Actinopteri, Syngnathiformes, Syngnathidae. The record is from RefSeq and is a predicted model, not a curated record. Gene Ontology annotation, biological process: potassium ion transmembrane transport. Gene Ontology annotation, cellular component: postsynaptic membrane. The coding region runs from base 65 to 376 and encodes 103 amino acids.